AUGAAUGGGGAAGUGAAUGCUGGCAGGGGGGGCACUUCCCGAAGGAGCACAGGCACAGAUGAUGCUGCAAGAGGAGGAAUAGACCAUCAAGUGCUGCCAUUUGAGACGUACGAUUCUGCAAGAGCCAAAGUGGCUGCAAACCUGUACUGGUUAUUUGCCAAAGCCUUUGGUCCAGAAGACAUUCCUUCAGAUCUUCAAGACCCAUUUUACACCGACCAGUAUGAGCAGGAACAUAUUAAGCCUCUUAUCACACAUCUAUUGCUGUCUGCUGAGCUCUACUGCAGAGUUUGUGAUGUCCCUUUUCAACCAACUCCCCUUCAAAGCCACAAGUCUGUCAUUCAGGCAUUAUCCAGAAAGGGCUUAUAUAUCCUGGAUGACAACGAGGCUCUGGUCUCUGAAAUGGACCUUACUUCAACUCCAAUUAAAAUGAGUUUUCAUAUUCAGCUCAUUGAUACCUUGAUGACAGCUUACACUGAGGAAAUGAUAAGCAUUGAAAAGGUGGUGUCUACUGUGAAAUACUUUGUGGAAAGCAGUGACACCAUGAUGUUGCCUUUGGACUUGGAAGAUGCUAUGAUGUUUUGGAUAAAUAAGGUGAUCAUGAGAGGAUUCACCCAAAAAGAGCCAAAAAAUAAGCAUUUCCUGGAAUCCCCUUGUCAUCAGAAGUGUCCCUCCAAAUGGUAUUGGAAACUUUUACCUGUACGUUACCGCAAGGAUCAGCAUUCUGGACAUCCUCAUCCAUAUUUACCCAUCUUAGACAACUUGUCAAGUUUUGUCUGUGUUGGUACUUCUCUGCUAGCUGUAGUCCACUUCUAUUGCCCUGAGCUGAUGAGGCUAGAAGACAUCUGUCUCAAAGAGGUUCCCUCCACUGCUGAGAGUUUGUCAAAUAUUCAGCUCUUGAUGGACUUCUCAGAUGAAUUUCUGAACAAAUGUGUCUACCUCAGGCCUGAGGACAUGCUAUAUUCUCCUCCUGUGUUGAAGAUUAACAUUAUGCAGAUUAUUGCUGAAUUGUUUUGGAUUUUUGAAGUUGUGAAGCCUGACUUUAUGGAGCCUCAAGACCUUCAUGAGAACAAAUAUGGGCAGAAAAAUAGGUCCAGCUCACUCAGCUAUGAACAGGAUACUAGAGACGUUGUAUGGCUAAGGAAAAGACAGAGGCCUUUAUCCCAAACGGUGCCUUAUGCUCUACACUUUCCCAUGAAGGAAGAUGCUGAUAGUAUUAGCCUUCCCCACACAAUGAGUAAAGACAGUUUAUCAUCCAAUUUCAUAAGCACAGCCCCAAGACACAUGCUGGGGUCCGGACAUCCCCGCAAACUGAGUCGUUGUAACUUGUUAAAUUAUAUCCGUUUUGAAGAUGAGGAGGAAGAAAUAGAGGAAGAGGAGUUGGUGGCCAUUAUCAAUCCAACUACACUGUCUCGCUACCAUCAUCAGAGUGAAACAGAGCACCGGGUAUUUCAUUCAUUGAGUCCUUCCAGAACAAAUAAUGCACAUGGCUCUCUUGGUUUGGAUAGAUACCCUAUUUCCACAGAGCGAUCAGUGGACAAAUAUUUUCUGGAGCCUUUAAUUCCUGCAGUUCCAAAGCCAGCCAAAGAAAAGAGUGUCCUUGUGAAUAAGGAAGAGGAGUGUGGUGAGUCUGGCUUGAAAGGAUCAUUAACUGUGAGAAUAAGUCCUCCCAGUGGCUCAUGUGCUCCUCACAGACCAACAUUGCUCUGUGAGUCAAAAUCUAGCUCCAGUGCUGGUAUUUCCCUGAGAGCUGUCACACAGGGCUACACGGAUACUACUGACCAACAUAGCACGAAAGAAUCUGAUGGAUUUUUUCUUCACUUUUCAGAAGCUCCAAAAGAUGAUAGUCCGUUGUCUUCAUUGGAGGCCAGUAAUGUCUCUGACACAGAAUCCUUCACUGAAGACAAUGAGGAUGAGCUGCAGUUGGAUGAAAACAUAGGAUAUAAAAGGAGGUAUUACAUAAAGGAGCAGAGCAACUUCGGAGAAGGAGAAUCCAUCAAGCUGGGAGAGGACCAAAAAGUGAGCGAGUGUGAUGAUAAAGAGGACCAUAGUGGAUGCUUGAGUCCAUGUCACAGCUCUGGGUCCUGGUCAAGCAGCAGCACUGGUGUCAAAAUGACAAGCUUUGCAGAAAAGAAACUGCUGAAACUUGGACUACAUGGUGGACUUCCCAGUACUAACAGCACACCAAGGACCACACCAGAUGACUCAGAGGCUUCCCCAUGUCCACCCUGGCAACUGAAAAACACCGAGAACACUUACUCAGUUGAUAAAGAGACCUGCAAAGAGUCCAGAAACAUUACAGUGAAUGCCCUUUUAAGCCCCAGCUCUGUAGUGCCAGUAGAACUGCUUGAACUUCACAUGCAGCUGGAGGAAAGGAGACAUGCUAUUGAGUGUCAAAAAAAGAAGAUGGAGACUCUGUCAGCACAACAACGACUUAAGUUGGGAAAAGCAGCAUUUUUAAACAUUGUCAAAAAGGAACAAGGGAGGAGUGACACACUCCCAUUGCCCAUAAAACAGGGAUCAUUAGAGCUAAUGGCUGCCAAUCAAAGAGAAGUAAAAUUACAGACCUGUAAAGAUGAUUCUUGUCUAGAAGAUUUAAAAAUUAAGACUAAAUUAAAUGAGGGAGCACCACUGAUAAGAAAUAAUGAAGUGUGUCAGGACUCAGGACAGUGUUUGCACUCAAUAGAAGUACUUAAUGAAGCAAUUUCUUCAAUACAGCAGCAAAUAAUGCAAUUGUCCCUACAACAAGAUAUAUUGAUUAAACAUCGCUCUGUGCUUCCUCCCAAAUUUCAAACAGAUGUAAGCACCACUCCCUGCGUUACAGCCAUGACAUACCACACUAAAAAGUCCAAAGCAUUUGUUGUUAACUUUCAAAAUAAUGAUGACAGCAACUCAGCGUCUUUGCGAUGUCCACCCAAACUUAGCUCCAGUCAGCACAAAGCCUCCAAUCAAAAACAGAAAACAGAGAAAACAUGUCCAGUCCUAGAUAAAAAAUAUGAAGAAGAAAUAAGAGAGGUACUUGAGAAAUGUAAAACUGAACAAGACAUAGUAAAAAACUCGUCCUUGAGCAUUUGUAAUGAACAACAAUGUGUUAAACUCAAAACAGGACAUUUGCCAAUUGCAUCACAGUCUCCAGUCAACUCAAGAAAUCCUGCAGUUGGACAAGAUCAAAACAGCAAGUCAGAAAUUCAAACACUUGAUUCAGAGAAAGAAGCUACUGUUGUGGACAACAGUGCCAGGAUAAAGGCACAUCUUAUUGAGGUUGACCUGUCGGAGAUUACAGAAUCCACAGAGCAGAAUUCUGCUGAUGUGGAAAUUGAACAGAAGAAUGUGCUGGGAUUCUUUUUUAAGGAUGAAGAGAGAGCAGAUGAAAUGGCUAAGCGUCGAGCUGCCUUUCUCAUUAAACAGCAGCGUAAAGCUGAAGAGGCAAAACUUCGAAAACAACAACAAGAAGUUGAAAGUGAACUAAAGCGUGAUGAAGCAAGGCGCAAAGCAGAAGAGGAGCGUAUUCGUAAGGAAGAGGAAAAGGCCAGACGGGAGAUUAUUAAACAGGAAUAUCUGAGGAGGAAGCAGGAAAUGCUCAUGGAAGAACAGGGUCUGGUCAAGUCUUUGCCAAGGACAAGGUCCCGUAAAAGCAAACCUAAGUCUCUUCAUAGAGGAUCAAGCAGCCUCUCUAAAGGAGCCACCACCACAUCCGACCUGGGAGGUAGUCAUCAUGGAUCCACGCGCUCAUUGGCCACAGAGGUUGAAAGUAUAGUUUCUCUGGAGUCUCACUGUGCUGAGUUAGUCUGCUCAGUGGAAUCUUUCCCUGUCCUGAGCAGGGCAUCAAGCAGGAAUAUGGAGAGAGACUGGGAAAUUGGCUCCAUAACCUCUUCCAUCACUUCAACAGAGUAUACAGGUCCAAAACUAUUCAAAGAACCAUGCUCUAAAUCAAAUAAGCCAAUCAUCAUAAAUGCGAUUGCUCACUGCUGCUUGGCUGGCAAAGUCAAUGAGACCCAGAAGAAUGGAAUUCUUGAGGAGCUGGACAAGUGUGACUCCAACCACUUGAUCAUUCUGUUUCGAGAUGGUGGGUGCCAAUUCCGAGCCAUCUAUGCAUACUCUCCAGACACUGAAGAGAUUACCAAAGUCACUGGCACUGGGCCACGCAACAUCAGCCAUAAAAUGAUUGAUAAACUGUACAAGUAUAGUUCUGACAGAAAACAGUUCAGUGUCAUCCCUGCCAAGUCAGUUUCUGUCAGUGUGGACGCACUGACCAUUCACAAUCACCUAUGGCACAUUAGAAGACCAGGGAGUGCACGCAGGAAGUGA
Boleophthalmus pectinirostris (great blue-spotted mudskipper) is the source of this 4305-nucleotide messenger RNA. RefSeq names its product calmodulin regulated spectrin-associated protein 1a (gene camsap1a). The record is from RefSeq and is a predicted model, not a curated record. Lineage: Eukaryota; Metazoa; Chordata; Actinopteri; Gobiiformes; Gobiidae. The transcript is spliced from 16 exons. Gene Ontology annotation, molecular function: microtubule minus-end binding; calmodulin binding; spectrin binding. Gene Ontology annotation, biological process: neuron projection development; negative regulation of microtubule depolymerization; cytoplasmic microtubule organization. Gene Ontology annotation, cellular component: microtubule minus-end. The coding region runs from base 1 to 4305 and encodes 1434 amino acids.